This is a messenger RNA of Dracunculus medinensis (Guinea worm), 450 nucleotides long. Lineage: Eukaryota; Metazoa; Nematoda; Chromadorea; Rhabditida; Dracunculidae. The record is from the annotation of a GenBank genome assembly.
AUGUGGGAAACAGUGAAAUUACCUGAAGGAAUUGAGUGUAUGAAUUGUUCAAUUCGACUUACACAGCAAACUAAAUAUGGUAGUUUAUCAUAUUCGUGCGCUAACGUAAAUAUUGUUUACGAGAUUCCGAAUGGUGACACCUGUCUUGGACAUGGAACGCGUGUUAACUCAAAGUGCGAUUGCAAUCGACUUUUUUCUGGAGAAAAUUGCCAGAUUAGCGAUGAAUGCUGGGAAAAUGAAGAUUGCGGUCGUUAUGGUCAAUGUGUAUCAUUUAGCAAUUUCGCUUAUCCUCGAAGGCAAUGUUAUUGUGUAAAUGGUUAUUAUGGUGAACGUUGUGAACAUGAGACAAAAACAUUCACUAGAGAAUCGGAUUUCAAUCCUAAUUUAUAUUAUCAAAAGGAAUUAAAUGAUGAUGGCGAUAAAAUUUUCUGGAGAAUCAUUGAGGCAUAA